This is a messenger RNA of Setaria italica (foxtail millet), 1518 nucleotides long. RefSeq names its product transcription factor bHLH128. The transcript has 6 exons. Gene Ontology annotation, cellular component: nucleus. Gene Ontology annotation, molecular function: RNA polymerase II cis-regulatory region sequence-specific DNA binding; DNA-binding transcription factor activity, RNA polymerase II-specific; protein dimerization activity. NCBI's taxonomy places the organism in Eukaryota, Viridiplantae, Streptophyta, Magnoliopsida, Poales, Poaceae. The record is from RefSeq and is a predicted model, not a curated record. Gene Ontology annotation, biological process: regulation of transcription by RNA polymerase II. Bases 112 to 1170 code for a protein of 352 amino acids.
CCACCGCGCCCCGCAUCACCUCGCACUCCACCACAGCAAAUUCAACGCGCUCCCCCGACCGAUCGCUCGCUACCCGCGCGCGCGCGCAGCACGCAGCAGCCAGCGGGCGACAUGAACCGCCUGCACCACCACGGGGUGAUGCCGCCGCCGGGGACGGGGCAGCUGGCGCGGUACGGCUCCGCGCCGAGCUCGCUCCUCGCCGCCAUCGCGGACUCCGUCACCCGCGGCGGCGACGCCCACCCGCCGCCGCCGCCGCCCGUGAGCCGGUUCUACUCCGGCGAGUCCUCCGGGCUCACCUCUUGCGAGUCCAGCUGCCGCACGGACGGCGGCGGCGGGCGGCCGCUCGAGCGGGCGUACGGCGGCUCCGGCGAGAUCCGCGUGCCCCCGCCGCCGCUUCAGCAGCAGCAGUCGCUCGCGCCCCCGGGGCCUCCGCACGGGCUGCUCCGCCACAGCAGCUCCCCCGCCGGGCUGCUCUCCCGCCUCAUGGCCGACCCGCACGGCAUGGCUCCGACGAGAGGUAUGGGAAGCUACUCGCAGGCGGGCACUGACGCUUCGAUGGCGCACGGCCACAGGCAGCUCAGUUCGCAGUGGAGCUUCUCGAGGCAGGACCUGCCGCAGAUAUCGGAGAUGGGGAUGAUCCCCGACAUCGGGGAGAGCAUCGUCGCCGGCGGGUGCAACAGCUCCAGCGACGGCGGCGGCGGCGCGCAGUCCUCCUCCUACCUCUCCCGGAACUUCUCCGUCAGCUCCUGGGACGACACCAACUCCAUCAUAUUCUCGUCCUCGAGCAAGAAGGCCAAGCUGGACCCGGCCGACGAAAUGGUCACCAGCUUCAGCAACAUCGACUCGCAGUUUGGGUUGUCAAAGUCGUCGCUGGAGAUGCCCGGCAUGGAUGAUUACCUGCAGCUGCAGCAGGAUUCCAUCGCUUGCAGAGUUCGUGCAAAGAGAGGCUGCGCGACCCACCCGCGAAGCAUCGCUGAGAGGGAAAGAAGAACAAGGAUCAGCAAGAGGCUGAAGAAGCUGCAGGAUCUUGUGCCUAACAUGGACAAGCAAACAAAUACGUCAGACAUGUUGGAUCUUGCUGUAGACUACAUCAAAGAGCUGAAGGACGAAGUUGAGAAGCUAAAACACGACCAAGCGAACUGCUUUUGCUCAGGCAAUCAGAACUGCUGACACUGGAGAAGCAAAGGAUAUGAUUUUCGAGCCCCAGUGUUUGCUUCAGAAUAACUGGCUGCAGCAAUGCUUAACCGCUUCCAUGACUCAGCUUUCCCUUUCAUGGUUGUACUAUGGAUAGCGUCAAUGGCUUCAAGACUAGGAGAUGACACGUAGGUUAUCAUAAUUCACAUCCUGUGAAGCGGUGUCUUGUGUGUAAAAAUUCCUCCAUUUCAGCGCGAAUGGGAUUGCUGUUGAUAAAAUUAUUGUAGGAAUAAUUUUUGUGCUCUUUUGUCAUCGAGCUCAAUUUUGCAAUUUACUAAUUUUUGAGAAGACCGUAACUUGGCACUAAUGCUAAUGAUUUGAGAA